Rhinolophus ferrumequinum (greater horseshoe bat) is the source of this 5769-nucleotide messenger RNA. RefSeq names its product BTB domain and CNC homolog 1 (gene BACH1). Bases 58 to 2298 code for a protein of 746 amino acids. The transcript has 4 exons. Gene Ontology annotation, biological process: regulation of transcription by RNA polymerase II. The record is from RefSeq and is a predicted model, not a curated record. Gene Ontology annotation, molecular function: DNA-binding transcription factor activity, RNA polymerase II-specific; RNA polymerase II cis-regulatory region sequence-specific DNA binding; protein binding. Lineage: Eukaryota; Metazoa; Chordata; Mammalia; Chiroptera; Rhinolophidae.
UGAAGACGAUUAGAAGCAUGCUUUCACUGCGCUGCCCGGCACCAUUUGUCACGCAGAAUGUCUCUGAGUGAGAGCCCGGUGUUUGCCUAUGAGUCUUCGCUGCACAGCGCCAACGUGCUGCUCAGCCUCAACGACCAGCGGAAGAAGGACGUGCUGUGUGACGUCACCGUGCUCGUGCAGGGCCAGCCGUUCCGCGCGCACCGGUCCGUGCUGGCGGCAUGCAGCAGCUACUUCCACUCGAGAAUCGUAGGCCAGGCCGACGCAGAGCUGCACGUUACUCUACCAGAAGAGGUGACAGUUAAAGGAUUUGAGCCUUUAAUUCAGUUUGCCUACACUGCUAAACUCUUUUUAAGUAAGGACAAUGUGGAUGAAGUGUGCAAGUGUGUGGAGUUUUUAGGUGUACACGAUAUUGAGGAAUCCUGCUUUCAGUUUCUCAAAUUUAAAUUUUUGGACUCCACUGCAGACGAGCAAGAAUGCUCAAGAAAAAAGUGCUUCCCAUCACACUGUCAGAAAACAGACCUUAAAUUUUCCCUUUUGGACCGGAGGGAUUUAGAAAUUGAUGAAGUGGAGGAAUUUUUGGAAAAUAAAAAUGUUCAGACUCCUCAGUGUAAACUCCGCAGGUAUCAAGGAAAUGCAAAAACAUCACCUCCUCUCCAGGACAGUGCCAGCCAAACAUGUGAGUCCAUGUGCUUAGAAAAGGAUGCUGCUCUGGCUCUGCCAUCUUUAUGCCCCAAAUACAGAAAAUUCCAGAAGGCAUUUGGAACUGACAGAGUCCGCACUGUGGAAACUGGUGUCAAAGAGGUUCACACUUCUUCUGUUCAUCCGAAUGAGACAUCUGAACAUGAAUGUCUGGGAGGAAUCCAGGACUGUGCAGAUUUGCAGGUGAUUUUAAAAUGUGAAGAAAGUAAGUUAACAUUGGAACAUGAAGAAGCCAAGAAAAAUCCUGCUUCUCAUUGCCCAUCCGAAAAAACAGACGUGACUCCUUUCACCCACAAUUCUUCUGCAGACCCUCAUGGACUCUACUCUCUGUCUCUUCUACACACAUAUGACCAAUAUGGUGACUUGAAUUUUACUGGUAUGCAAAACACAACAGUGUUAACAGAAAAGCCUUUGUCAGGUCCAGAUAUUGGAGAAGAGAAAACCUUUGGUGAAAGUCAAGAUUUACAUUUGAAAUCCGACUCUGGCCCCAGGGAAGACAGUAGUCUUGCCUCUAGCGAUCGGAGUAGUGUGGAACGAGAAGUGGCAGAACACCUCGCAAAAGGCUUCUGGAGUGACAUUUGCAGCACCGACUCUCCUUGCCAAAUGCAGUUAUCACCUGCCGUGGCCAAAGAUGGUUCAGAACCAAUCUACUCCCAGAAACGGUCUGAGUGUCCCUGGUUAGGUAUCAGGAUUAGCGAGAGCCCAGAACCAGGCCAGAGGACUUUUGCAACGUUAAGCUCUGUCAACUGCCCUUUUAUAAGUACUCUGAGUACUGAAGGCUGUUCAAGCAACUUGGAGACUGGAAGUGAUGAUUAUGUUUCAGAACCACAGCAGGAACCUUGUCCAUAUGCUUGUGUGAUUAGCUUGGGUGACGACUCGGAGACAGAUACUGAAGGCGACAGUGAACCGUGUUCAGCCAGAGAACAAGAAUGUGAGGUAAAACUGCCAUUUAAUGCACAACGAAUUAUUUCACUCUCUCGAAAUGAUUUUCAAUCCUUGUUGAAAAUGCACAAGCUAACUCCAGAACAACUGGAUUGUAUCCAUGAUAUUCGAAGAAGAAGUAAAAACAGAAUUGCUGCACAGCGCUGUCGCAAGAGAAAGCUUGACUGUAUACAGAAUCUUGAAUCAGAAAUUGAGAAGCUGCAAAAUGAAAAGGAAAGCUUGCUGAAGGAAAGAGAUCACAUUUUGUCAACUCUGGGUGAGACAAAGCAGAACCUCACUGGACUUUGUCAGCAAGUCUGUAAAGAAGCAGCUCUAAGUCAAGAGCAAAUACAGAUACUCGCCAAGUACUCAGCAUCAGAUUGCCCACUUUCAUUUUUAAUUUCUGAAAAAGAAAAAAGUACUUCCGAUGGUCCGCCUGUGUUGCCAUCGAUUCUGAGUUUACCUGAGGGGCUUCCGGCGGUGAGGCCUGCCCGUGAGCAAAGCCCAUGUUAUCCCAGUGUGAAGAGCCAUGAGUCUGGCUGUUCGCGGGGUCAAGGGUCAAGGCCACCUUCCACUGCAGCCUCUGAGCCAGCAGGGCUUGUGGAACAGUGUCGGCAGAGCGCAGGCAUCUCAGAUUUCUGUCAGCAGAUGACAGAUAAAUGUACUACUGACGAGUAAACGUAUUCGCUUCCUGGAAACCAUCUGAUUUCCUACUGAAGUUUUGACACCUGUCUCGAAAGCCUAACGUAGCCAUCUGUCUCUUAACAAUAUGGGUUUUUUCCCCCCGAGUAGUUUGCCGUUAAGGGAAUUCCUGUGAAGUCAACCCUGACUUUUCUUCCUGACUCCUCAAGAGAUGCAGAAAUGAUUUGGCUCCUGGAUACCGGAAAAAGCCCACGUGAAAAUGUAGUAAAGCUUUAAAAACUCAUGUUUUAAAGAAUAAUAACUAUUAGUAAUAACUCUUCCCCUUAUUCCAAGUAAGUAUGAGAAGGAAAACUUCAGCCUAUCAAACAACAGUUGAACAGCUUAAAACAUCUGCAGAUAUAGUUCGUACUAAAGAAGUAGCCAGCAAAAGUUUAACAGUCUGACCUUUUGCAAUAUAUUGGGUUAAAAGAAAAUUUCUCCCCGAGUAAGCUGAUAGAGUUCAGAUCUGCUCAGAAGUAGGAUAUCAACUACUGGGAAUAUUUAUCUAGGACUGCGGUGUGAAAAAGAAAGGAAUCGUCUUGCCUGCAUCCUGGAGCUCCACUCCCCAGCUCUUACUGAAACCAGGGACUGGUUGGCCUACACUGUGACUCCUUAAGCCACGUUGGGAAUAUGUAGGAAACAGACAGGCAGUUGGCCUAAGGUAGAGGUUUCUGCUCCUUCUCAUUGUUGACUUUAGAAAUUCUGGCUGAAUAAACAACAAGUAAGUAUCAUUUUCCAUCUUUUUUUCUCUUCAGUCUCUACCACAUCUGAGUCCAUGCUCAUCUUUCUGUUUCCUGACAGUCUUGUCCCUUUGGAAGAAGAACUGGGACUCGGGAUACAGUGGCAUGAGUGAGCGCGUUGGCAGGGUCGUCCUAGCCUCCCUAGAAUCCUGGGGCUUACCAAAACCCAAGGCAGGGUGCUCUCCGAUCACAGCUCAUCGGUGCAAGAAAACCGGGUGUCAUGGGGAGAGAAAACUGCCUGCGUGUAGUAGGAGAGGCAGUUACUUCUCAUCCUGUUUUUGAAAUCCUAUGGUUUCCUUGUAAAAAGCAUUAUGAUAGACAAAAAUGUAUCUACAGCAAACAUGCAGGUUUGAAUUUGGAAACCAGAUUUAAUCUUGUUCUCUGUCCCAAAUCUGAUAUGUGAGGACACACAAAUCAUGUAGACCUGGGCAUUUAAAAAAUGAGUCUUUGUGUUUAUUCAAUUCUGUUUUAAAAUACAGUUUUUAUAAUCUGAGCACUUACCCCAUAAAAUUUUGUAGUGGUUCUUAGCCCGUCCCGUGUUACAGACUUGUUGGAAAGUUGUUGAGCUUCUAAACAAUUACAAAAAAUUGCAUACAUUCGCAUUCACAGGAACAUUUGCAGAACCCAGUUUUAAUAGUUACAAAGAAGUAAUUUGUGGUGUUUGGAUUAGAAAGUACUUCAUUUCACCAAGAUCAGACUCCUGAGAAACUUUUGUAGAUCACAUCCUGAAUCUAGCGAUGGGCCUGUGUAGCUAAUAUGGGAGACGACUGUCCAUCGAGUAGGAACGUGUCUGAAGCAAGUAGGCCUUUGCCGUGAGAGUAUAGGGGACCACACUCAAUUUUUCAGAGUAAGUCGUCAAUUGUUAGUUACCCUUUUUGAUAGGGGUUGGGUUGGGGGGAGAUAGUCCUAGUAUAUUUUCAGUGGUUUGUAUUUAUCUCUGUUACUAACUUAGUUGUUAUAAGAGAAAACUAGUUGGGCUUGUUAAUUUUCUAAAGGCUUUUAUAAAUACACUCAGUAAUUUAUCAGGGAGAAUGAUAUUCUAUGAUAAUGCAUCCCAUACUAUAAAAAAAUUGUGCGCGCGUGUGUGUGUGUUUAUACACACACAUAUAAUCCCCAUGUAACUAUUUCUUUGAUACUUGUGAUUUUAAAUUUUAACUUCAAAACACAAAAUAAUAUAAAAACUUUCCUGGUUUACAAAAUGUAAAAUCUUAUACAGGCCAAUGGAAUCCUGAUUUCCUACCUCAGUGUACACUCAACUGUUUGUCAUACCAGUUUGUGUAUGUGCAAAUGUCACACGAUCUUUUGCUUUAAUUGCUACUGUAAAUAACUACUUUGAAAGCUUACUUCCUAUUUUAUGGUAAAACCUAGUUGUCUCCAGAGUUUAAAUAUGAUUUUUAAGACAUUUCUCUCUACAUAAGAAUCGUUUAGCAUUAAGGGUUUAUUUUAAUGGUAUUCUCUGAUUAUUGGCUAAGUGUAAUAUUUUGUAUAAUAAUAGCCAGCGUAUAAUACAAGUAACUACACUACCUCAUACUUCCAUGAUUUUCAAGUUGUAAUAAAGAGGGACAUAAAGAUAAAACAGGUUUUAUCUUUUGGCGAUAAGGUGGGAAAAUUUUCUGUAUGUUGCAUAGUAUUACACAUUUAUGCUUAUUUUAAAGUUCUAAAGAAGUUUUUUCUAAGAAAAUUUGUUUUAAGUUGAUUUUUUUUUUUGAGGGUGCCAGAGACAAAUGACAGGAUUAUGUGUAUACAGUGUAUAUCUUUUCCUUCAUGCAGAAUUUUGGAAAGGUUGUUUUCAGUUUGUAUGUUGCAUAUUUACAUAAUUGUUGUUCCUUAUUUUAUGAAUUGGCCUUCUCAAUGCCUAAUGACUUAAAAAGCUGUUAUGUCUAACUCAGUAAAAUAACAUUACUUAAAAUUUUUUUUCAUUAUUUGAGCUCUACACCUAUAGCAAAUAAUUUGUUGUUAAAUUGUUAUAUUCAGAGCAAAUAUGGAUAUAAAUCUUGGUUCCAUUUGUAAACUUUAUAACAUAAUUUACUGUAGCUUACUGCUUAACCAGUUUUAAAUAAGGAAUUAAAUACAUCUGAUGCAGUAGACGAUACAGGUUGCAUGUGGACACUCAGCCACGUUAACAACUUGGAAAAAAAAAUCAAACCAAUGGCAAUGUUAUAGUAAUUUCUCAGGUGAAAUUUUUUCAGUUAUAAAACAUCUAUUUUGAAUAUGUAAAUAUUUUAAGUGUUUUAUUAAGGCAUGUAAUAAACUGUUCUUUGAAACCUGUUGGGUAAAAUGAAAAUUUAAAGCCAUAACGGCAUACUAAUUGUAAAUAAACAUCUAUUGAUUUUUUUUUGUAUCUUUCUUAAUGUAAUUUUCUAACAAUGCAAUAAAACCACUAAAUUUAUAUAUCCAUAUCCCAUCAAGAUCAUGUUUCAUUAAAAGUAAACUUUCAUCAUAUUUAAUUUACAUUUUCUUCUUAAUGUGCUUAUCCAAAUGUAGCAAAACUAUAAAUGUUAGAUGUUGAUGACAAAUUAACAGUUAAAUAAAAUUCCCUAAAAUUGCUUCUAAUUGAAUAGAGUUGUACAUUCCGUUUCUAUUUUCUCACCUCUCCUGUGAAUUUACUAAUCUUAGUCUUUUGAUCAGUAAUCAUUAUGACUAUGGCGUUUUUUUCCGAGGGACUCUUUCAUUAUGUGAUGAUCCUAUAUGCCUGAACAAUAUAUAUAUUAUCAGUACUCGGGUGUUU